AUGCUAUUUGAAUACUCCCUGCCACUGAAUUGCCCCGUGGAUCCCGAAUAUGUGCCUACUGACGGCAAAGUGAUCACAGUGCUGGCCAUGCAGAUGGGAAGAGCCCUUCUUAUGCACGACUAUUCCCACGUCUCCAAGACUUGUCGAUCUGUAACACCCGCUGAAGCUGAAGCAAUGAGGCUGGCAUCGAAACAUACAUCUGCUCUUCUAUCCAAAAUUAGCUACCCUCUCUUCGGUGACACGAGCGGCGACAUAGGAAUAGCGAUUGUUCCACGUUCCGCUCUUGACAAACACUCGAAGAACUUAGAUGAUAUGAUGUCGUCAGACUUGGGAUUUGGUCUCCAUGAUACGACUGGUUCCGCUGAAACCAGUGCUAAAACAUCCUUUUCAAUGUGCCGUUGA
Molecule: messenger RNA, 402 nt
Organism: Histoplasma capsulatum G186AR
Lineage: Eukaryota; Fungi; Ascomycota; Eurotiomycetes; Onygenales; Ajellomycetaceae
Exons: 1
Coding region: 1-402 (133 amino acids)
Source: RefSeq, a predicted model, not a curated record